This is a messenger RNA of Synchytrium microbalum, 888 nucleotides long. RefSeq lists its product as uncharacterized. The transcript is spliced from 5 exons. The record is from RefSeq and is a predicted model, not a curated record. NCBI's taxonomy places the organism in Eukaryota, Fungi, Chytridiomycota, Chytridiomycetes, Synchytriales, Synchytriaceae. Bases 1 to 888 code for a protein of 295 amino acids.
AUGAAGGUUUUUGUAACUGGUGCUUCUGGAUUUAUUGGAUCGCGUGUGGUCCCGGAACUCAUCCGCGCUGGCCAUCAAGUUAUUGGUCUUGCUCGCUCUGAUGAAAGCGCCAAGAAGCUAGAACAGGCUGGUGCUACUGUUCAACGUGGAUCUCUUGAUGAUAUUGAAAGUCUUAAAGCUGGAGCUGCUGCGUCAGACGGUGUAAUCCAUCUCGCCUUCAUUCACGAUUUCAUUCACGACUUUUCAAAAUAUGCUACCGCGAUGGCUGCUGAUCAGAAAGCUAUCGAGGCUAUUGGUCAGGUACUAGCAGGCACGAACAAGCCCUUCGUUGGAACCUCUGGCACAAUUAGUCUCAAACCUGGGCAACUUUUAACUGAGGACGUAGCAUGGACUGAAGGACGUGGCGUGUCUGAAGUAUUGCUUUUGGGGUUUGCUUCUAAAGGUGUUAGGUCAAGUGUGAUUCGACUCUCACCCACUGUACACGGUGACCACGAUCAAGGUUUCGUUCCCGCUCUUAUAAACGUUGCCAAGGGCAAAAAGCAAGCCGGCUACAUUGGCGAUGGUUCCAGCCGUUGGUCGGCCAUUCACGUAUUGGACGCCGCAGUCCUGUACCGACUUGCCGUCGAAAAGGCUCCAGCUGGAACCAUCUUGCACGGCGUUGGUGAAGAAGGAGUAGCAACAAAGGAGAUUGCCACAGUGUUUGGACGUAAGCUGAACGUUCCUGUGGUAUCGCUUACUCCUGAAGAGGCAAUGAAAGACAUGGGCUUCUUGGGUCACUUUUUCGGGAUGGAUUCACCAGUUUCGAAUAAAAAGACACAGGAGAUCCUUGGUUGGAAGCCUACGCAUAAAGGGCUUCUUGAGGAUUUGGAGACUGGCACGUAUUUCUAA